Messenger RNA from Haliotis rufescens (red abalone), 2519 nucleotides. RefSeq names its product transmembrane protein 179B-like. The record is from RefSeq and is a predicted model, not a curated record. The transcript is spliced from 6 exons. Lineage: Eukaryota; Metazoa; Mollusca; Gastropoda; Lepetellida; Haliotidae. The coding region runs from base 152 to 829 and encodes 225 amino acids.
GUUCACGACUGCAGGCGAUUGCUCCGAUACAGUCAUCUGGUAUCAGCUGAGUUCAAUUCAGAAAUCCACCGGGCAGUAAGUCGUCCUUGACCUUGAGAGCUGCUAACUGCACCACUGCACACGGAAGAGCUCCGCCAGUCCACAACACAAGAUGCCGUGUAUAAUAAUGGACGUCCAGCUUCUCCUACAGACUUUCCUAUACGCUGCUAACAUUGUGCUGGGGUUUGCUGUCGCCAUACCCCUCGGGAUUACCACGGGAGAUUUUGAUGGAGGCUGUAUUCUCUAUGCGGGCAUGGAUUGGACUAGAAAGCCUAGGCCUUCGAUCUUGCUAUCACAUGGUAUCAACUGCAAGUUUGGAAUCUCCGUCAGUGUUUUUUUUUGUAUAGUCUAUGGCCUUGGUAUGCUCAGCUAUCACGUGUACGUCCUGACAAGGAAAGAUCCACGUAUUGGGUCAAAGAUGUGGGUGAUACCGUUCAUCCUGCUGAAUUCAGUCAUCACUUUUGUGACGUUCAUCGCCUCUUGUAUGAUCAGUGUUGGGUUAAAGAUGUUCUGUGAUGCUUUUCUCAAGGGUAGAAACUUUGGCCGAAAUAUUAACAGUUGUACCGACGCACAGAAAUGGGGCUGGUUUGUACAUGACACAGACUACAAGAUUCAGGAUAACUUCUACACUUACCUGACAGUGACACAGAUUGCAACAUGGGCCACCUUCCUGGUGUGGGUACUUCAAGUAGUGCUAGGAAUCAUCAGAUUUGCAAGGAACCGACGCCUGGCCAGGGCGCAAGAGAACACGGACCUUGGGAACUUUGCAUCGGCCUCCCCUUCAGCGUGAUAAUGUUUCACGUCAGUUUCUGUUUUCGUGGGUGCCUUAACGACUACGACAAACUGUGUAUACCUUUCUUUGCACGAUUGUUGAGGGGUUUUCAAAGGUGAAAAGUAUGGCGACCUUGACCUCGACCUCAACCCAGCAGGGAAUGACAUCCUCAUCCGUUUUACGAAUAUCUGGUAACGUCAUUGUAUUAGAUUAUUAUUUUUAAUGCGUUCGUUUCUUCGUUUUGUUUGCCUGACAUAACAACAUAAUGUCCAUGAAGUCACUUGUGUUUCUAAUACCGGUUCUACACCCGCCUAAAUCCCAGUGACAUUAAAUAAGAUAUUUUAGUCCGAUACGAUACCUCUGUGCGUGUACUACUGACACGCGGACUUUGUUUGUCCAAUGUAGCCAAUCAGAUGUUACCUUUCUAAGCGAUUCGGCUUCACUUUUUUACCUCCUUGAUUCGGAAAUUGCAAUUUAUAAAACUUAUGAAUUAACGUAUUUAAUGUCAUGGGGCGGCUUUGUUUCUGUUUGCUCUGGGAACUGCCAACUGUAUUCGUUUUCGAGGUACAAAAAUCAGAUAUGAUUGUAUGAAUGCUUCGUUCACUCUUACGGAGAAUUUAAAAGCCUCGACACUGGCAAUAUCAUUAAAAUCAGAUCUUAGUUCUCGCUAUGCUAAACAAAGCUUUGUUUAGCGGUAGCGAAAACUAAGAUCUGAUUUUAAUGAGAUUGUGACACUGGCUGAUUCGAAAGUUCAUCUGACACAACCUCUACCCUCCGACCUUGAUACAGUGUCGGUAUCGUAUCGGAGGUGUAUAUUCCUUAUUCAUUUCGCACAUUGUACAUUGAGAUAGUCAGAUCCACAAUGGACAUUAAAGAGCUUCUAAUAUUCAGGGAAUGGAAUAUAUACAAUGAAAGGUUUUUCAUGGUUUCAGAAUGACAUGACAGCAAUAUGUUAAAUUUAUGCAAUGUAGGAUGGACAUGAUAUUUUCCCGGAAUAUAUUUGUUUCUAAGAUUGUUAUAUGUUUUACAAAUAAACAGAAAAUGGUAUUCGUUUUCGAUAAGACCAGUGUUACAUAAAUUUAGGUUACAAACUCUUUGGUCGCUUGGGACAUUGUUAUAUCUGCCCACGUCAAUACGGAGUGCAUGAGAACUAUGAUGGUGGGAAAGCACUGUACGACAUUUAUCAAUAUUGCUAUUUAGAAGAUACGGUUCAACACAAAAAUCUAAUUUAAAUAAAGAACAGGUAUGCAUUUUAGAACUACUAGCAAUAUCUGAAUGCCAUUCUUGUUCAUGAAUAUAUUUUAAUCGUGAUACAAAUUCCAAUACAAAUAGUUUUGGAUAAGAAACUGAUCGGUUUUCCCAAAUUUAGAAAAGAUAUUUUUAACCACGGAUACUCAAUUAAUCUUGCCAUUUACAGCUUCUUUAAACAACAGAUGAUAGCUCUUUCUUGGGUAACGACUAUUAGGCAUAGGUAUAACCUUAACCGUAUCGGAGGUACAGAUAUGAUGUUAAUGUGAUGAAGUUUUUACACGCUUCCAGCGAUGAUCAGACCUCGUGGUAAAUGGGUACUCCAAAUGUCUGAUCAGUGUAUUGUAAAUAUAUUUGAAUUACCGUAUUCGACGUAAUAAGCGGCGAUAUUUGCUAUUAUAUUGGCUAGUGAACAAUCCCAAUUAGCACCCCUUCCGAUUGAUCAAUGUACAAAAGACUU